AUGGUGGAGGCGGCGGACAAUUUGGAGGCGGUGGAAAUGACAGGCGAGGAGGCGGUGGAGACAACGAGCGAGAAGGAGGCGGUGGUGGCGACGGAACAAAAAAUCAUCAGAUUUUGUAACUUUGUGGUUGAUCCUCACCAUCAGCCGCAAAGCUGCGAGAGUGAUCACGGCUGGGAACUGGAUCUUCCGGUCACCCUUUUCCGGGAAUUGGAGAUGAGUGAUGAAGAGGAGAUGUGCUCGAUAUGCUUGGUUGAGUUCGAGGGAAAAGAUUGUGUCACCAAAUUGCCCAAAUGCGGCCAUCUAUCCCAUGGCGAAUGCAUUGAGAAAUGGUUGGAUAAGUGCCGGUUUAGUUGCCCUCUUUGCCGAUCAUCUUUGCUCCGAGCUCGCGCCUCCGCCUCGCCCUGCAAAUCGUGGCCUCCUCCGAUUUGCAUUGAGCUUGAAUCUUGA
This is a messenger RNA of Salvia splendens (bonfire salvia), 447 nucleotides long. RefSeq names its product probable E3 ubiquitin-protein ligase RHA4A. The coding region runs from base 1 to 447 and encodes 148 amino acids. The record is from RefSeq and is a predicted model, not a curated record. Gene Ontology annotation, molecular function: ubiquitin protein ligase activity. Lineage: Eukaryota; Viridiplantae; Streptophyta; Magnoliopsida; Lamiales; Lamiaceae. The transcript has 2 exons. Gene Ontology annotation, biological process: protein ubiquitination.